Penicillium nucicola is the source of this 1701-nucleotide messenger RNA. RefSeq names its product T6SS phospholipase effector Tle1-like catalytic domain-containing protein. The transcript is spliced from 2 exons. Lineage: Eukaryota; Fungi; Ascomycota; Eurotiomycetes; Eurotiales; Aspergillaceae. The record is from RefSeq and is a predicted model, not a curated record. Bases 1 to 1701 code for a protein of 566 amino acids.
AUGGAUCAAGCCACAGGCCCGAGGCAAAUUGUUCUAUGCUUUGAUGGUACCGGAUACGAAUUUCGCGGAGAUGACACCGAUAGUAAUGUCCUCAAGAUAUACCGAAUGCUUGAUCGCAAUGACAAAAACCACCUGCAUUAUUAUCAACCUGGAAUUGGGAUGGAUACUGGCUUCAUUUUUGUAUCCAACGAAGCCAACGCUAAUCCCAAUCCCAUCAAGAGAUGGUAUACAAAAGCAAAAGACGCUGCCUUCGGGUCUACCUUUGCUGAACAUGUCAUGGCUGGUUAUAAAUAUCUCAUGAGCUGUUACACCCCUGGAGACAGAAUCUACUUCAUUGGCUUUAGUCGCGGCGCGUAUGUCGCGCGCUUACUUGCUGAAAUGCUCGACCACAUUGGCCUAUUAGAAGCAGGGAAUGAAGGGAAAGUUCGUUUUCUCUGGUCUAUCUAUUCCAAGUGGGGAGAAAGCCAUUAUAGCAGGGAGACUAGCCAGAAAGAGAAAGAUGAUGUCUUCCAGUAUAUGAAGGCAUUGCGAGAGACAUUUUGUCGCCCAGUAACGCAAAUCGACUUUCUAGGUUUGUUUGACACAGUCAACAGCAUCCCGCACUUUGAGAUGAGUCGAAACCGAUUUCUAUACCCUUUUUCGACGAGAACUACUGCCAAAACUAUCCGCCACGCAGUCAGUAUUGACGAGCAUCGCGCUAAGUUUCGACAAGACUUGAUGGCAAAUUCUAAUCCGAUCUCUGCUCGAGCUGCUCGAGCGAGAUUGUAUAGUCGUCAGGCCCGGCGUAUACGCUCCGCCAGUCGUCAAGAUAGCUUUAAUGAGCAGGGUUUUGCGAAAGAGCGAAGGCCCACUUUGGACGAUCUUUCUCUGCAGAGCCCUUCCCCGCAAGAUAGGUUCUAUCGGCCUCCACCUCGUUCCCACCGGCAGUCAAGAAAUGAAAAAGACUGUUCAUUCCCAGAUCUCAUCCUCGAUGCCACCUCUUAUGGAGAGUACAAAGAUAAAGGUCAGAGCGUUGAAGAAGUAUGGUUUCCUGGAUGUCACGCCGAUAUUGGGGGGGGGUUGAGAUUCAGCAAAAAAGAAGACUGGGCGCUAAGCCAUGUUCCAUUGGUGUGGAUGGUUACUGAAGCACAACGCGCAGGGCUCAAGUUCGAUCCUGAAAAACUGAAACAAUUCUGGUGCUUUGAUGAGUCAAUUGACGGUAAUGUUCGACAAGAUUCAGGUAAUAGAGUUGCCAGCCAAGAAAAAUUGGAAAUGAGUGGAAAGACAGAUGAAAGAUCUGAAUUUGAGCACGCACUUUGGAAGUCAAGCACGAAUGGUGAAAUCCAUGAUUGUUUGCGAUAUCAUGAUGGUGCCAAAUGGCCUGCUGUUUUAUCCUGGAAAUUGCUAGAGUAUUUUCCACUCCGGAGAAUGCAUUUGCAAAAGGACCAAUCCUGGAGACCAAUUCGAUGGCCGUUGCCUCUGGGGGAAGCGCGGGAUAUUCCUGAGGAUGCCACGAUUCAUGUCUCUGCACUUCGCCGUUUGAAGUCGAACUCCAAGUAUCAACCACGAAACCUAAAACGGGGAGAAAAGACAGCGAAAAGAAACGAGAAAGGCUCUGCUUUAGCCGAUGAAACCAAGGAGUGGGAAGUGCACGCCCAUCGUGACUGCCCAGUGCGAGAAUCAUAUCGUCGCAGCAAAAUGAAAACGAUAUUCGAUCCCUGA